CGAUUUUCUGGUCUUGAUAUUAGGACCCGAGAUAUGAGUUGGGUUUUUCGUGAUGCUGCGAGGAGAGGGUAUGUCUUGGCGUGUUUUGAAUCCAUCGAGCAGAACAGAGUAAAUGGGUGUAAUAUAUAGUCUUGUUUUGUUUCGUUAUUUUUUCUUUUUAUCUUCUUCCCUUCUGUUCAUGCGCAUGAUGUUAGGAAGCUUCAACGCUACAAUCCUUGUUGGAUUGAAUUGAGACUUGUGGGGCUUUAUGAAGUUCGUGUGGUGGAUUUUUUCAUAUUUGCGGUAGUCCCCGCUUGAGUUUGAGGCGUGUAUGUAACAAAUCUCACAAGCGGUGGUGUAGGGAGAGUGUUUUUGAGUGUGUUAGGGCCUCAAAGUUGAUAGAGAAACUGAAAUUCGAUCCAGAUGGGGCAAACACUGGGGUUGAUUUGUGUGGACCAAUCCACUGUAGCUGUGAAGGAGCAAUUUGGUAGAUACACGGGCACCAUAGGUCCUGGUUGCCAUUGCGUACCUUGGUGCAUUGGUAUCAAUGUUGCAGGCAUUUUGUCUCUUCGGGUGCAGCAGCUCGAUGUUCGCUGUGAAACAAAGUCAAGGGACAAUGUCUUCGUGACGCUGGUUGCCUCUGUCCAGUAUCGAUGUCAUACGGAGACAGCGAAGGAUGCGUUUUACAAGCUGACGAAUCCUCGGGAGCAGAUCAAGGCGUAUGUAUUCGAUGUUGUGAGAGCAACCGUUCCGAAAUUGCUUUUGGACGACGUAUUCGAGCAGAAGAACGAGAUUGCCAACAGCGUGAAGGAGGAACUGGAGAAGUCAAUGAAGACUUAUGGGUACGAGAUUGUUCAAACUCUGAUUGUGGAUAUUGAGCCGGACGAAACUGUGAAACGUGCCAUGAACGAAAUCAAUGCAGCUGCAAGGAUGAGACUAGCAACACUAGAGAAAGCAGAAGGAGAGAAAAUCUUGCAGGUGAAGCGGGCCGAGGCUGAAGCCGAAUCUAAGUACUUGUCAGGAGUGGGUAUUGCUCGCCAGAGACAAGCUAUUGUGGAUGGGUUGAGGGAGAGUGUCAUGGUGUUCUCUGACAACGUCCCUGGGACCACACCAAGGGAGGUCAUGGAUAUGGUGCUGGUCACUCAGUACUUCGACACGAUGAGGGAUAUCGGUUCUCACUCGAAGAACUCCACGGUAUUCAUUCCUCACGGUGUUGGCGGAGCUCGUGAUGUGGCAGACCAGAUCAGGAAUGGAUUGAUGCAAGCUGACGCUGGCAAAACUCAUGCCCAUUAAGGCACUUGUUGUUGGGGCUAAUCCCAUCUCAUGGACAGGCUUGUAACCUUAGAUGGAAAAUUAAACUAGCAGUUCUGAAGACUUUGACGCUAUAUACCUGUGUCUUGUUGAUGUGGUCGUUUGGAGUUUAAAGCCGGCGUUUGUAAACUACGUCAAACCUUUGGCGAAUCAUCACGUAUAUUUAUUUUCAGCUCUGCAGCAGCCAGAAAUCAAAGAGUGCUUUUGACAUUUGUUAAAAUGUUCUUUUUAUUUUUUAUUUUUAUCUUAAUAAAACUUGUGUUGCUCUUUUCAA
Physcomitrium patens is the source of this 1564-nucleotide messenger RNA. RefSeq names its product hypersensitive-induced response protein 1. The record is from RefSeq and is a predicted model, not a curated record. Lineage: Eukaryota; Viridiplantae; Streptophyta; Bryopsida; Funariales; Funariaceae.